GUUAGGAGGCCCAUGGUACAGGCGUGAAUCCCAACAUUUGCAUGGAAAUUGAAGUGACUUACCUCAAAUGCAGUUGCGAGAUUAAAUCCAGAGAAGUUCAGAUGAGCACAGAUCACACAUUCCGGCACAAUGGUAACGGGAAUCAUUUUACUCGAGUAUUUGUACAACCGGCAAAAAGUUCAGACGUCACUUUACCGCUACCACUACCACACCACACGUCCACCACCACCACACUCCGCACCGCACUCCCCCUCUCUUGAACUCGAAUCGCUUACAGCUGAUCAGCUGAUUGGCGAACACAGUACACUACAAUUUUUUUAAAGAUGUUUGCGUGUGUAGUUAAGCUUGUUUGCUGUUUCAAUGUUUCCCUUAGAUGUAUUUCGGAAAUCGGAGCACUUGAUCUUUUUUUGUUGCUGUUUCGGCAGUGGUUGGCACCUUCGGUGUUCAUAUGUUUGGCUCAAACUAUAGGUAACGAGGUUAUAAAGGACCAUGAUGACAUUAUUAGAACUUAGAAAUUGCAAUCUUGGUGUGUCUGUCUGGUCCCGUGAUCGGCUCGGCUUGGUACCUCACAAUUGCUCCAGCUACAUAGCGGUAAGCAUCGUUAUGUUGUUUCAUGUAGAGCCUGAUUCUGUGAAAUUGUAUGUUGUAUGGCCAAUCUGAACCACCAGUCAAGCACAAUAAUUUAUAGUUUUUGUUAUCCCUUCAGGAAUGGCCUCCACAAAUCUUUGGUUGUGUGGUUGUUUUGUGGAAACCCCAGUCAAAUUUACCUUCAGGGAUGUUCCCCUGACAUUUCAGCGCAAGACUGGAGGUGACAUUUUUUGGUUUCGGAGAACUGCAACAGGUCCUCUUGAAGUUGCUGUUGUGCUGGGAGUUGGCGUUACCAAACAUGAAGCAAAAGUUAAGGCUAAUAACUACUUCAGGAGAAUUGGCAGAAUUCAUGGUUUUGAAGACUCGUUACCAGUUCUAGAGUUUGAAUGCACACAAGAAACUCAAUUUUCUGAAGAUUUGUAACUUGGCUUUUAUUGGCUUUUAUUGACUUUUAUGUAUCUAAAUGUAAAUCUCGAAGUAUCUAUUUAGUUAGUUAGCAUGACGCGUCCCAAUUGAAGUGAUAUGACCUUUCAAAAAAGUAAGCUAACUGAUGUUUUGUAUUUCAUUGUUGAAUCUGUUCAUGAACAUUGUCAAGAGAAUUUUAAUGCUCGAUUUGAAUGUGAAUAUAUCUUUCCUAUGUUUUUAAUUGUAUGC
Messenger RNA from Frankliniella occidentalis (western flower thrips), 1242 nucleotides. RefSeq lists its product as uncharacterized. The transcript has 3 exons. Bases 709 to 1011 code for a protein of 100 amino acids. The record is from RefSeq and is a predicted model, not a curated record. Lineage: Eukaryota; Metazoa; Arthropoda; Insecta; Thysanoptera; Thripidae.